This is a messenger RNA of Triticum dicoccoides, 996 nucleotides long. Its product is annotated as WAT1-related protein At1g44800-like. The record is from RefSeq and is a predicted model, not a curated record. Gene Ontology annotation, cellular component: membrane. NCBI's taxonomy places the organism in Eukaryota, Viridiplantae, Streptophyta, Magnoliopsida, Poales, Poaceae. Gene Ontology annotation, molecular function: transmembrane transporter activity. The transcript has 6 exons. Bases 76 to 996 code for a protein of 306 amino acids.
CAUUCCCUCCUUGUCACUUUGCUCAAAGGCUAUCUCUAUUCUCCAAUUCUCCACCACGUACGUCCAGGGACAGUAAUGGGGGGCUCGACGAACGUGAAGGAAUGGUGGCCUGCCAUCUUCAUGUUGUUGAUCCAAAUUUUCACGACAGGGUUAAUGUUGCUCACGAAGGUGGUGGUGGACAGUGGAUCACUUGCUUGGACCUUGCUCACGUACCGCUUCUUCCUUGGCGCCAUCUUGGCCAUCAAACAACAUUUAAUUAUCAAAAUAUUCACAAUUCCUGGUUUCACCUACAUUGGCCUCGGAGACACAUCGCUAGGAUACGCGGUAAACUUCUAUAACAUCAUACCGAUUGUCGCCUUCAUCCUCGCGGUCCUUUUCUGGAAGGAACCACUAGACAUGAGGAUCCUGGUGGGGAACAUCAAGGUCGUCGGAACCCUGGUCGGUGUUGGAGGAACGCUGGUGAUCAGCCUGUACAAGGGCAAGGUGCUGCACCUUUGGCCCACAAAUAUCAUCGGCUACCACCCAAAGCAAGUCGGAGCUGCUUUUGGUCACCACCAUGUGCGUGGAACCAUCUUGCUCAUCACCAGCAGCCUCAGCCUCACUGUUUGGUACACAGUACAGGCAAUACUCAACAUUACUGCCAAGUUUGUGAUGAUUUCGUGGGUCAUCACGCAGCGUGGGCCAACCUAUCUGGCCAUGUUUUGCGCCGUGACGGUGUUCUUCACUACUAUUCUCGACUCGUUGCUUCUCGGCCAUGAUCUGUCCGUUGGGAGUGUUCUAGGCAUGUUCAUGAUUCUAGUUGGGCUCUAUCUUUUCCUUUGGGGAAAGAGAAAAGAAUCGGUACCUCCCAGUGAAGAAAAUCCGAAGGAACAAAUGUUGUUUCAGGGUGGAGACAAAAAUGAUAAAACACAAAUGAAUGAGCUACGGUUAAGGACAAUCGAAGGCACGGGGAAACGAAGAUUUAUUUCGAUGUUCACUCCCUUGGAGGGGAGAUAG